Molecule: messenger RNA, 1275 nt
Organism: Hibiscus syriacus
Lineage: Eukaryota; Viridiplantae; Streptophyta; Magnoliopsida; Malvales; Malvaceae
Exons: 3
Coding region: 72-1076 (334 amino acids)
Biological process (GO): regulation of DNA-templated transcription
Cellular component (GO): nucleus
Molecular function (GO): protein binding
Source: RefSeq, a predicted model, not a curated record
UUCUUUCUUCAAAGAUCCCUUCUUUCUUAUUUUUUUUCCUUCCAUUAUUUUCUCGGCAUCGAAACACAAAUAUGUGCAACAAAAACAACAGUGUAAGGCGAAGCAAAAGAAAACCCAAAGCUCGUAGUUCUUCUUUGAAACAUUCUCGUAAAACCCGAAGUAAAACGAGGAGAUCGAAGUACCUCAGCCUUCAUCGCCUCGAAGAAAACCCACCUACGAUGUCGGUGGCCGCCGGGAAUAGCGAAGAAGACGGGAAAAAAGAGGUUACGGACAAACAGGUCAAUCUUUCCCCACUUCACCCCGAUAAUUUGGUCGAAGACAGAGACGCACAGUACGAUAAUGUUUCCAUGCUCUUCGGCACGACGGAGGAAGACGGCGGUCACGCCUGUACGCUAAACGGUAUCUUGGACAGCGAGGGAAGUGAUAAUUACAAGAAUCAGAAGGAGGCGACGACGACGACGGGGACGUCGGAAGUGGGUUCCUUGUCUCCUUCUUUGACGACGUACGGGUGUAACGGCGGUUGCGACGAUCGUACGAGGUUGUCGCUAGUACGGACGGCCAUGAAAGGGAAGGAGAGGAGGGAUGAGAGUGAGGAGAGGUGGGUGGUUUAUUCUGAGGUGGUGGAGAAGAAGGAGAUGGAAGAGGUGAGUAGCGGCGGAGACAGCGGUGGUUGUGACCGCGGUGAAUGGUGGAAUAGGAGGAAGACGAAGAAGUUGGCUUUGAAGCUUGAUUACGAGGAGAUCAUGAAUGCCUGGUCAGAUAUGGGUACCCUUUACAUCGAAGGGGAGUCCCCUCAAACUGUCCCUCACUUGCAUGCAAAUGUUCUAUCCGACGGUUCGGGAAGUGCUUCGAACGUGUGGAAGGUACCGGAAAUGACGGGCGGUUCGAAGAUUAAGGAAGAAGAAGACGGAAAAGAGGACCGGAAGAAGGGGCAUAGAGAAGCGAGUGUUUUGAGAUACAAAGAGAAGAGGCGGAAUAGGCUUUUCGGCAUGCGUAUUCGGUAUGAAGUCCGAAAACUCAAUGCCGAAAAGCGCCCUAGGUUGAAGGGUCGAUUUGUGAAGAGAGAUCGAGUUUGAAGAGAUGAAAUCGGAUUUUGAAAUAAUGGUGGAUUUUGAAUGGAUGAAAAAAUACUCUUUAUUAUACUAUAAUGUCAGUGAGGUAUACUUUAUAUAUAUGAUACUUGUAAAUAUGAAGGGCACUGUCGUCAUUUGGAGCCCACCACCCAACUUUGUUGCCCUAAUUUUACUUUGGUAAAUGAUAUAUAUAUAUAUAUAU